GCCAAUAAUCCGCAUCCUUUAGUGUCAAAUGGAAUUUACAAAUAUGAACAAUAAUUAUCUAUUGAAACCGCUAGUGUCCUAUGCAUUCCACAAAUGUCAAAACGUGUUUCCGUCGUAUCGAAGGAACACUGUAAACAACGUUUGAAAACCAAACAUAUUCUUCAAACUGAAUCACUUUCGCGUAUAUUUGACUUUGGGAUCCAAGGUUGUUUAACAUCGCUGGCUUCGAUCGAUCGAGAUAACCUGUGAACGCUUUCCCAGCCGACGAGGAGCUUGCUUCGUAAGUAUAUAAGAAAAUUCCUGUUUCUGGUAACAAACAUACACUACAGUUUUCGACGAGGUUAAAUGACUAAAUUGUGUUUUAAACCAUAAGGAGUGUCGUAUUCCAAUGUAGAGAUCUUAAAAUCCUUCUGUCAAUAUUUCGUGAGCUUUGUAAAACAUAACUAAAUCGCUGUGGCUUUGAGUUUUUGAUUCACGAAGGAGUUACAGGAUUAUUUAAUUGCCAUGAAGUUGAUCUUUCAGGCUAUUGAAAACCGAAACUCAUCAGAUUUGCUAACCUUGCUUUGAAAUGCAUUGAAAUGUCGUAACAACAGCAAAACAAUACGAACAGUUCCUUCCAAUUCAUAGUGGCGAUCCAGCCACGACUUCGUCUCAAUGAUUCUUUUGAUGAGUAUCUUUUGAAUUAUGUUUUCUGUUGACUGCAUUUACCUGAUAUGUUCAUGUUUCAGCUUUGAAUUCGAAAACGUAAGUUCAUUUUCAGAGCGAUGUAUUUCGCCUAAGUCGCUAAAAUAGGUUUUUUUCUGAUCAAAUCGAAUAAAAUUUUCAGACAAUCUGAGGUCACUUCAGAUGACGAAGUCGCCAUUGUUAUAAUUAUAUUACCCCCGUUAUUAAUUUACAAUUUUAUUUUCCUGAAUUUGAAGGCAACACAACACUUUUGGCCGAUGUAACUGAAACUAGUCGAAGCAAGUUAUCUACUAGAAUACGGUAAAGGGAACGUCGCUUUUUCAUUGAAAGAAGAGGAUGUAUAUUUAUCGGAAUCUUUUUUCGGAAAAAAUAGAAGUUUAUUUUUAAAUAGGUAAUAUUCUGUUCUUCGAAAUUAACCCAGUGAGGAAAUUUUAGCGUCACAUAUGAGGUGAAUCUCAACACCUGAAUGUUUUCCCACACCAGGUAACGCAAUCUUUGAAGUGUAACGCAAUUCUUUGAGCGUGGCUAAACGUUCUACAAAAAGAAAUUAAUGGGUGAUUGAGAUUUUCAUGAAAAUAAUCAGCGACGAAGACAUCAAAAACAUUUGAAAUGCAUCAAGAGGGAUUAGAGAGGAGGGGGCGGAUACUGAGUGUGAAGGGAUGUUCUGACCUAUAUUACAAACCCCACCCCCCAGCCUUUCAUAUUGUAUCCACCACCUUUAACCAACUUUGGUAUACCUCCAAUUGAUUGAAGCCCAUAUCUGCUGGACUUAAUUAUAGUAUAAGAGCUCCUUUCAAGAGUAGCCUGCUACUACCAUUAAGCCUGCAGACCAAGUUUUUUCUCCCUUUUUCCCCUUUGAGUGAGGGCAGACGCCAGAUCAGCGUGAGGGGUGUCACGUGUAAAAGAAGGAAAGUGUGAUUCGCGUUUCUUCUUGGUCUUACACUCACGUAAGCUCCAUGAAAUAUGCUUAGAAAAUAGAUGAUUUAAUAAUCUUUAGAAGAGCAACAAAAAAGGAUAAAAAGUAUCGAUUGCCUUGCGAGCUGUGUACCUUUAGAACCUUUCAAUUAUGUUAUUAUUUACAGGUAAAGGUGCCAACCAUUUGUCAAGAGGAGGGGUAAAAAUGAACUCUGAAUCCUUUGAAAGAAUUCAAACCUCAGUCAUUCAAAUUCUUCGGCCAGUUGCUAUACUAACAGACUCCAUCCUUUCCAUACCUGAACUCAUGGAAUCUCUAAGCUAUGAUAUUCCUACAUACCGUAGACGGAUCCCUUUAGGGCGGGGCAUUCCCCUUAAUAAGGUACUGUAGAAGGACAGUGAAAGAGGGAAGGAGUGGGCUCUAAGGCUUGUUUCGACAGACGACACUUUUUAAUUUGCUCCUUUUAAUGCCUCUUUUUUUCCCUUUUUGUACUAUUAAACAUUUCUCUUUACCCUUAUAGUUUCUAAGAUUUCUGACACAGAAAUGGAACCCGCACCAUCAGGAGAUGUAGAAGAUACUUUGAAACGCAUCAACUCACACCCAGGUGUCCUCGGUCUGAUUGUGCUGAACCCACAAGGCCUUGCAAUUAAGUCCACGAUGGAUAACGCAACUACACAGCUUUACGCGAGCAAUUUUCAGCACUUAACGAGUUUGGCGCGAAGUUGUGUUCGAGAUCUCGACCCGCUUAACGAUCUUAAAUUUCUUCGCGUGCGUUCACGAAAGUAUGAGAUCAUGGUAGCUCCGUCCGGGGAUUAUUCGUUGAUUGUUAUCCAGAACCCUAAUCAGAAGGAUUUGUAAUAUUAGACCAAUAUUGGUGCUUAUAUGGUCAUGACAUUGUGCAAACCCCUUGGAUCUCUACGGGAAAUAAGUGUUGAUCCCUUAAAAACUAUGAAAUUGAUUCAGAUAACGGACCGAUAAAAUUAUCAAAACAGUCUAUAAAUCUUUUACAAAUUUUAAUAAAUUUUAGAAAGUUUAUAUAGGUUACAAAUCGGAAUGGAAGAUGAAAGUAAUGUAGAUUACUAAUAAAAUUGCUGUUUCAUAUGUUUUAUAAUCAUAAUUUAAUAAGCUAUUGAAGACUGCAAACGUAAGGGUGAAUAUCUUUUUAAUUCUACCAUAAAAAGCAGUCCUCAAAUAAAUUGAAAGGUACCAUAGACUGG
Messenger RNA from Pocillopora meandrina, 2814 nucleotides. The record is from the annotation of a GenBank genome assembly. NCBI's taxonomy places the organism in Eukaryota, Metazoa, Cnidaria, Anthozoa, Scleractinia, Pocilloporidae.